Molecule: messenger RNA, 1572 nt
Organism: Hyaloscypha bicolor E
Lineage: Eukaryota; Fungi; Ascomycota; Leotiomycetes; Helotiales; Hyaloscyphaceae
Product: MFS general substrate transporter
Exons: 3
Coding region: 1-1572 (523 amino acids)
Biological process (GO): plasma membrane lactate transport
Cellular component (GO): plasma membrane
Molecular function (GO): secondary active monocarboxylate transmembrane transporter activity
Source: RefSeq, a predicted model, not a curated record
AUGGAUCCCUCCAGCAAUGAAAAGGUCGCAGAUGCGACUCACGUUCCAGAGGCCGUUGAAUCGCCAGCGCCGCACGAGAUGACCAUAGGCGAGUAUGCCUCGACACGCCUCACCACUCUGAAGCCUCCAAUGCACCACGCCCCUAAUCCAUUCCGUCUCCUGGGAAUGCUCAGCGGAAAGCAAUGGCUCUUCUUCCUCGUCGGUUUCCUUGCUUGGACUUGGGAUGCCUUUGACUUCUUCACCGUCAGCUUGACAGUCUCGGACCUCGCCGAGACCUUCGGCAAGACGAAUACCCAGAUCACCUGGGGAAUCACAUUGGUUUUGAUGUUCCGGUCCGUUGGAUCCACCGUCUUCGGUCUUGCAGCCGAUAGGUACGGACGAAAAUGGCCUUUCGUCGUAAACAACCUCUUGUUCAUCGUUCUCGAGUUGGGGACAGGCUUCUGCCAGAACUAUAAGCAAUUCCUUGCAUGCAGAGCUCUGUUCGGUAUCGCAAUGGGUGGUCUGUACGGCAAUGCUGCUGCAACGGCUCUCGAGGAUUGCCCUGAGGAGGCACGUGGAAUCGUUUCCGGCAUGCUGCAGCAAGGCUACGCUUUUGGUUAUCUUUUGGCAACUGCUUUUGCGAGAGGCCUUGUCAACACCACUUCCCACGGCUGGCGCCCUCUCUUCUGGUUCGGUGCCUGCCCACCUGUUCUGAUCAUCAUUUUCCGUCUCUGCUUGCCAGAAACUGAUGCGUACAUUGAACGUGACGCCGUUCGAAAUGAGAAGGGCAAUAUUGGGAAGACGUUCAUUGCAGAAGGCAAAGUUGCACUUAAGAGACAUUGGCUCCUUCUGAUCUACUUGGUGAUGCUGAUGGCUGGGUUCAACUUCAUGUCCCACGGCUCCCAAGAUCUCUACCCAACCAUGUUAACCAACCAAUACAAUUUCAGCCCCAACGCCGUGACCGUCACCCAAGUAGUAGCGAACCUCGGCGCCAUGACUGGCGGCACCGUAAUCGGGUACAGCUCGCAAAUCUUCGGCCGCCGCUUCUCCAUAAUCUUCAUCUCGAUCAUCGGCGGCGCGCUUCUGUAUCCAUACACUUACACCUCCAGCCACGCCGUCAUCGCCGCCGCCUUCUUCGAGCAAUUCUGCGUCCAGGGCGCAUGGGGCGUGAUCCCCAUCCACCUGAUGGAGCUCUCCCCGGGAUCCUUCCGCACCUUCGUCGUCGGGACCUCCUACCAACUCGGCAACCUCGCGUCCUCGGCAUCCUCAACCAUCGAAUCCACGAUCGGAUCGCGCUUCCCUCUCCCGCCAAAAGGAAAGACCAAGCGAUACCAAUAUGGAAAGGUCAUGUGCAUCUUCAUGGGCUGUGUUUACGUUUAUGUCAUCAUCAUGACGUUUGUGGGACCGGAGUAUCUGCGGCGCAGCUUUGAGGUCAACCAGGACUCCGAUUUGAAUGAGGCGGCGGGCCAUGAUACGAUCGAGAAGGCGAUGAGGAAGAUUCAUCAGAGGGAGGCUGGGGGCCAUCAGCAGCAGCAUAGUGACCCGGAGGAUAUCCAGACUAGUGAGAAGGGCGUUGUGCAGCAGCAGGCUUGA